ACUCGGCCGCGCCUGUUUGCAGACACGACCAACCCAUUCAUCUCAUCUAUCCCCUUGCGACCAUGCGAUAAGCAGCAUGCGCCGUAUCGAUGCCACCAGGGUCGGAAUGGAUGGGGCCAGCCCUCCCACUAUUCAGGGAUUCAACCACCCAAGAUCCACAGAUUGUGCCCUAUGUGCCAGGUGCCUGGUCAGGUCCGAAUGGCCAAGGCGGUCCAGUAUCGUCCAGCCCGGCCGGGGUGCUUCCAGGGUCGCCGCAUGGCAGAGCCUGGACAUGUCCGUUGCCACUCCAUCCUGGCAUCGAUGGACAUGGCGGUUGCGUCUAUCCGGAACCUCGGGUCUUUUCUCGUGCUUCUGGAACCAUUUCCACUACCUCCACAAAAGCAGCCGCAAAAAACAUGUGCAAGUCGAAUCUGGUCGGCCAGCUUUGUAGAUGCAUCGGAGGCCCUUCGGGAUCAGCCGAGACAGCCUAACCUCGCCACGUAUGACUGCUUGACUACUCGGGUCAUCGACGGGGAUUUUCGUCCGGCUUAUCAGGUCUCCGAUGGUUAGUGAUAAUUGAGCAAGACCAUCGGCGAUGC
Molecule: messenger RNA, 578 nt
Organism: Microdochium trichocladiopsis
Lineage: Eukaryota; Fungi; Ascomycota; Sordariomycetes; Xylariales; Microdochiaceae
Exons: 1
Coding region: 90-470 (126 amino acids)
Source: RefSeq, a predicted model, not a curated record